Molecule: messenger RNA, 456 nt
Organism: Penaeus monodon (black tiger shrimp)
Lineage: Eukaryota; Metazoa; Arthropoda; Malacostraca; Decapoda; Penaeidae
Product: class E basic helix-loop-helix protein 22-like
Exons: 5
Coding region: 1-456 (151 amino acids)
Source: RefSeq, a predicted model, not a curated record
AUGCAUGUGAAAUAUAGUGAAAUAAAGUCCAUGUUCCAGCAGUCUGAGUCUCCUCAAGGACGUCAGGAGGCAGUCACCAGCGACGAGGCGGCGGACACGAUCGGAGUUGCAGCGACAUGCAGUAGAGAACAGAAGGGUGUCGGCAGUACGUUGAUUAGUUCUCAUCUGAAUUACGGAGGCGGUGGACACGGUGGAGGAGGAUACGGAGGCGGUGGACACGGUGGAGGAGGAUAUGGUGGAGUAGGAGGUACCUCAAGCAACAAUUCAAUCUUGCUGGCCCUAAAGGUGGAGGUUAUGGUGGCGGAGGAGGACAUGGAGGCGGUGGAUACGGGCAUGGAGGCGGCGGCGGAGGAGGACAUGGAGGAGGUGGAUAUGGCUAUGGGAAGUAAUGGUGUGCAAGAAUGUUUCAGCAAGUGUUGCAAACUCUCCCCUAUUCCUCUAACUCCGAUCAACUAA